CGCCGGUACACAGAUCCCACUCCCAAACGGCAGUGCCAGCUCAGAUUAGCUCUCAGGCUGAUGACAAAAGGUUGCUCUCCUCUGAUUUGAUUGCUGGGAGGGACGGAGGGAGGGACAGAGAGAACACAGGCGAGUUUCACACAGCACAGCCGUUGCAGCGCAGAGAGCAUCUCCGAAAACACACCGACGUGUGCGCAGAGAGCAGGCGCAGGAAAACAAAGCGGACGAGCACUCCAGACUCCCUGUGCAGCAACAGCACACACCCCAGAUUUCAGAUGGGUCCCGGAUUGUUCUGGAACUUCCCCACCAAGAGUAGCUGUGUGGUUUCGCAGACCCUGCUACAGACAAUGUUGCUUUCCAGGAUGGCUGGCACUAAGGAACAGCAGUUUAUUGAGGAAAAGCCUCUCCUACUUGAAACAAGAGGACAGGAAACAGAGAUGACGAGAGAAGCACGUGUGAAUGCACCACCCCCUGCUGCACCACGCCCCCACACGGCACACCCCGUCCACAGGUGGAAUGAGGUUGCCCGCCAUUGGCUUGGUGUGACACGCCGUCGCCGGACGACCGGGUACAACCUGGAGAACACUGAGGCCUUCGUACCUGUUGGAGACUGGAAGAUGAUUGAAGACACCUGUGACACAAGUGAGCUUCCUAUGGUCUUUAAAGAACAUGACAUCGAGACUCCCUAUGGGAUGCUGCAUGUGGUGGUCCGAGGAGCUCCAAAGAGCAAUAAGCCUGCUAUCCUCACCUACCACGAUGUAGGCCUCAACCAUAAGCUGUGCUUUAAUCCACUGUUCAAUAAUCAGGACAUGCAGGAGAUCACUAAACACUUUGUUGUGUGCCAUGUCAACGCACCAGGCCAGCAAAUCGGUGCCGCUCAGAUGCCACAAGGGUACCAAUAUCCCUCCAUGGACCAGCUGGCAGGCAUGUUAACCAGUGUAGUGCGGCACUUUGGAUUCAAGAGCAUUGUGGGACUUGGAGUUGGGGCUGGUUCCUACAUCCUUGCAAAGUUUGCUCUGCUUUUCCCUGACCUGGUGGAGGGUUUGGUUCUACUCAACAUUAACCCUACUGGUAAAGGCUGGAUGGACUGGGCUGCCACCAAGCUGUCUGGUCUGACCAGUGCCCUUCCAGACAAGGUCUUGACCCAUCUCUUCAGCCAGGAUGAGCUGCUCAGCAACACUGAGCUGGUGCAAAGCUACCGCCAGCAGAUCAACAACACCAUCAACCAGUUUAACCUGCACCUCUUCUUGAACAUGUACAACAGCCGUAGAGACCUGGAGAUGAACAGAAGUGGGACUGUGUUUAAUGCCAAGACUCUGAGGUGUCCUGUGAUGCUGGUUGUAGGGGACAACUCCCCAGCAGAGGAGGGGGUGGUGGAGUGUAACUCCAAGCUGGACCCAACCAAAACCACUUUCCUCAAGAUGGCUGACUCAGGUGGCCUACCACAGAUCACCCAGCCUGGAAAAUUCACAGAGGCUUUCAAGUACUUCCUGCAGGGUAUGGGUUACAUGCCGUCGGCUAGUAUGACCCGGUUGGCGCGGUCUCGGACGGCCUCUCUCGCCAGCGGCGGCUCUGGGGAUGGUGCACGGAGCCAAGUCUGCACGGACUCCGAGAGCAGCGAAGGAGUGGGCCAGCUCGGCCAGACCAUGGAGGUGUCGUGCUGAGCUCCGACCCGUGUGCGCACACACGCACACACACACACA
Messenger RNA from Electrophorus electricus (electric eel), 1703 nucleotides. It is a transcript of the gene ndrg4, whose product is annotated as NDRG family member 4. Lineage: Eukaryota; Metazoa; Chordata; Actinopteri; Gymnotiformes; Gymnotidae. The record is from RefSeq and is a predicted model, not a curated record.